This is a messenger RNA of Durio zibethinus, 674 nucleotides long. RefSeq lists its product as uncharacterized. The record is from RefSeq and is a predicted model, not a curated record. Lineage: Eukaryota; Viridiplantae; Streptophyta; Magnoliopsida; Malvales; Malvaceae.
UCGAACGACGCCAGAUCGAGACGCUCCUGCAAUUAUGUAUAGCUGGAAAAUAAAAAAAAAAAAGGCUCUAUUUAAAGUGAAUUCUAUAAUCUGUCGGAGGAAAACUGCAAGAUUGAAGAAUUAAGUGGUGCUGUUGACCAAACGGAGUUUAUGUUACCGAAAAUGAAGCACUUUCAUGUCGUUUUGAAAAGCUUGGCUAGUCGAAGCAAAAAAAUUGGAUCGUCGCAGAGGAAUAAGAAGCAUCGGGGAAGGAAAAUGAAAAGAUUAAAUGCAACUAUGAGACGACUAAAAGUGGAGACAAAUGAGAUAAGAAAGGAGCAGGAAAAUAUAAAAAGGGGGCAGAUGGAAGUUAGAGGGAAGUUUGAAGCCAUUCAAUUUGAAUGUGAGCAAUUGCGGAAGGAGACUGACCUUAUAACAAAGCAAAGUCUCAACACCCAACUUCGGCUUGCGCUAAUGUUUCAAAUCUUAAGAGCACGAGAAACUAAUGAUCUCAGCAAAGCUGCAACCCUCACUCAAGUUCUUCGUGCACUGAUACCAAAACAAAAUAAUAAGUAACGAGAGCUUGUGGUAAUUUUAAUUUUUUUAGAUCUUGGUUUGGUUUGAAGAAUGAAGCAAAGAUUGCUGUACUACUUUUGCAUUUUGUUUUGUUAACAGUGUUAUGUGUGUAAUACAUU